AUGUCCGACCGGCUCAAGGAUCUCUCCGAGAUCGUGAGCAACUCCCUUUCCAUAUACGCCGCCGGAGACGACUUCUCCGGCGUACCGAUCCAGAACCGCCGUCUGAUGAGCGAGGAAAGGGGGCGGCAGGAUUUUCCGAUCUGGCUAUCCCGGCGAGACCGGGCGCUUCUGGAUUUGGAGCCGGCGGCGAUCGGGGCAGACAUAGUGGUGUCGAAGGACGGCGGCAACGGCACCGUGAAGACGAUAUCGGAGGCUAUCAAGAAGGCACCGGAGCACAGUAGUCGAAGAUUCAUCAUUCACGUGAGGGCAGGAAGGUACGAGGAGAAAGAGCUGAAGUUGGGGAGGAAGAAGACAAAUAUAAUGCUCAUUGGGGAUGGGAAGGGCAAAACAGUCAUUACAGGUAGAAAAAACGUCCAGGAGAAAAUGACAACAUUCCACACCGCAUCUUUUGCUGCAACCGGGGCUGGUUUCAUGGCCAGAGACAUUACGUUCGAGAACUACGCGGGUCCCACCAAGCACCAGGCCGUGGCCCUCCGAGUUGGGGCCGACCACGCAGUGAUCUACAGGUGCAGCAUCAUCGGCUACCAAGACACCCUUUACGCCCACUCUCAAAGGCAGUUCUACCGAGACUGCGACAUUCACGGCACAGUCGACUUCAUAUUCGGGAACGCGGUCGUCGUCUUCCAGAGCUGCAACAUCCAUGCUCGCAAGCCGAUGCCCAACCAGAAGAACACCAUCACCGCCCAGAACCGCAAGGACCCCUCGCAAAACACUGGAAUCUCGAUCCAAGCGUGUCGGAUCAUGGCCGACCCAGACCUCGAGGCCUCUAAGUCAACCUAUUCGACCUACUUGGGCCGACCCUGGAAGAUGUACUCCCGGACCGUGUACUUGCAAUCCUACAUGGGAGACCACAUUCACCCGAGUGGCUGGCUCGAGUGGAACGGUGACUUUGCCCUCGACACGUUGUAUUACGGGGAGUACAAGAAUUCCGGACCAGGUGCCGCUUUGGGCCAACGAGUGAAAUGGCCCGGUUAUCGUGUCAUCAAGUCCGCGGAUGAGGCGAGCAGGUUCACGGUGGAGAAGUUUAUUUCGGGUUCCGAGUGGUUGCCCUCCACUGGGGUGGCCUUCGUGGGUGGACUCUCGAGUUGA
Molecule: messenger RNA, 1149 nt
Organism: Striga hermonthica
Lineage: Eukaryota; Viridiplantae; Streptophyta; Magnoliopsida; Lamiales; Orobanchaceae
Source: the annotation of a GenBank genome assembly